CUCCGCGGCGCGCGCGCGGGCCGUUAACAUCUCCGGCGGUCCCGUUCCCUGUGAGGCGAUGAGAAGGAGCCUGGCCCCCAGCCAGCUGGCCAAGAGGAAGGCGGGCGAGGAGGAGGAGGAGGAGGAUUGGCGUCCGCCGCCGACUCGGAAGAAGCAGAAGCCUGUCAGUGAGACAGACAGUGCAGAAUGCUACAGGUCGCCUUUCCGGAAACCCUUGGCUCAGUUGACCAACAGACCUCAUUGCCUGGAUAGCAGUCAACAUGAGGCUUUUAUCCGCAGCAUUUUGUCCAAACCCUUCAAAGUCCCGAUUCCAAAUUAUAAAGGGCCGCUGGGCUUGCGUGCGCUGGGUAUCAAACGAGCAGGGCUGAGGAGUCCUCUCCAUGACCCUUUUGAGGAAGGAGCUCUGGUUCUGUAUGAGCCCCCACUGCUGAGGGCCCACGACCAGCUGAAAAUAGACAAGGACAAAGCACCUGUACAUGUUGUGGUGGAUCCUGUCCUCAGUCGUGUUUUACGGCCCCAUCAGAGAGAAGGAGUGAAAUUCCUCUGGGACUGUGUGACGAGCCGGCGCAUCCCUGGGAGCUAUGGCUGUAUCAUGGCAGAUGAAAUGGGACUGGGCAAAACCUUGCAGUGCAUCACACUCAUGUGGACGCUUCUCCGGCAAAGUCCAGACUGCAAACCUGAAAUAGAGAAAGCCAUGGUGGUGUCUCCCUCCAGCCUGGUGAGAAACUGGUACAAUGAAGUAGAGAAAUGGCUGGGGGGAAGGAUCCAGCCACUAGCCAUUGAUGGAGGCUCCAAAGAAGAGAUUGACCGUAAACUAGUUGGCUUUAUGAACCAGCGUGGCCUGCGAGUGCCUUCACCCAUCCUGAUCAUCUCCUAUGAGACCUUCCGUCUCCACGCUGAGGCAUUGCAGAAGGGCAGUGUUGGACUGGUCAUAUGUGAUGAGGGCCAUAGACUGAAGAACUCUGAAAACCAAACAUACCAAGCUCUCAACAGCUUGAAUACACCUCGACGAGUCCUUAUCUCAGGCACCCCCAUUCAGAACGACCUGCUUGAGUAUUUCAGCUUGGUGCACUUUGUCAAUUCUGGCAUCCUGGGGACUGCACAGGAGUUUAAAAGACAUUUUGAAAUUCCCAUCUUGAAAGGCAGAGAUGCGGAUGCAAGUGAAGCUGAGCGACACAAAGGAGAAGAGAGGCUUAAAGAGCUGAUCAGUAUUGUGAACAGGUGUUUAAUCCGAAGAACUUCAGACAUCCUGUCCAAAUACCUGCCGGUGAAGAUUGAGCAGGUGGUCUGCUGCAGACUGACACCUCUGCAGGCUGAGCUGUACAAGAACUUCCUGAAGCAAGCCAAACCAGUGGAGGAGCUGAAGGAGGGCAAAAUCGGUGUGUCGUCUCUCUCUUCCAUCACUUCCUUGAAGAAGCUCUGCAAUCACCCUGCUCUUAUACACGAUAAGUGUGUGGAAGAGGAGGAAGGUUUUAUGGGAGCCCUGGACUUGUUCCCUGCUGGCUACAGCACCAAAUCUGUGGAACCCCAGCUUUCAGGAAAGAUGCUGGUUUUGGACUACAUCCUUGCUGUUACAAAAAGCACUAGUAAUGAUAAGGUGGUUUUAGUGUCUAACUACACUCAAACACUGGACCUAUUUGAAAAGCUCUGCAGAAACAGAAGGUAUUUAUAUGUCCGGCUGGAUGGCACCAUGUCCAUUAAAAAGAGAGCAAAGGUUGUGGAGAGAUUCAACAGUGCCUCGAGCCCUGAGUUUAUCUUCAUGCUAAGCAGCAAAGCAGGAGGCUGUGGUUUGAAUUUGAUCGGGGCUAACAGACUGGUUAUGUUUGACCCAGACUGGAAUCCAGCAAAUGAUGAGCAGGCCAUGGCUCGUGUGUGGCGGGAUGGCCAGAAGAAGACAUGCUACAUCUACCGGCUGCUUUCGACAGGGACCAUAGAGGAGAAGGUAUUCCAACGCCAGACCCACAAGAAGGCCCUCAGUAGCUGUGUGGUGGAUGAGGAACAGGAUGUAGAAAGACAUUUCUCACUUGGGGAGCUGAAAGAGCUCUUCACGUUGAAUGAGUCCACCACCAGUGACACCCAUGACAAGAUCAAGUGUCGUCGUUGUGUGAAUGGCCACCAGGUCCGGCCCCCUCCUGAGGGAUCUGACUGCACCUCUGACCUCUCCCAGUGGCACCACUGUGCCGACAAGCGGGGGCUACAAGACUCUGUGCUGAAGGCUGCAUGGGAUGCUGCUGUCACCUUCACUUUUCAUCACCACUCCCAUGAAGAGCAGCGAGGGAUACCCUAACAGGAAGUUACUGUCCCCUGUGGGGGCAAGGGCAGGCUGCUGUUGCAGUCCAUCCCACUUUAAUCCCUUUCAAGGAAAGGGGAGGAAGGUAGCAGUAUGUGCUAGGCUGUUCUGUGGCAGAAGGGCAUGCUGAGAGGCUGGAAGGCUCUCAGCAUUGCUGUCUACUACAACAGCAAGGAGUCAGUGGCUUUUCCCUGACGUGGGUAUUAUGCACCUGUGAAACAGCCUCUGGGAACUGAGAAUAACUGGACCUGGUGUGUUUAUUCAGGUUCAGCACUGGUUCUCAAGCUGUUGGUGUCUGUGCCUUCCACUCAGCCAAGUUUUGUCUUCAGGUUUAAGUUAAGCCUGGAGUUUUAUAGUACUUGAUGUGCACAGUCAUGCUAUUUUCCUUGACAGCUAUGGCUCAGAGCUGCUGAUCAGAAACUUGCAGGAUCCGUUUCUUUUGUGAAAUGUGAACCUUGUUGAUUACUCAGGAACAAGAAGAUUUGUACAAGGGGAAAUAAUUUCAGCUUAUGUUGAACAUUUAGCCUGAAAGAUCACGCGUGCAGUAUUAAGGUAACUCCAUUUCUAAAACCAGUUGCUUUUUUUAUGGGCAGGAUCCCCUGAUCUAGCAGUGUUUUAAUUCAAUCACAUUACAUACCAGUAAUAAAAAUCACACUUUGGUA
Messenger RNA from Melopsittacus undulatus (budgerigar), 2952 nucleotides. RefSeq names its product RAD54 like (gene RAD54L). Gene Ontology annotation, molecular function: DNA translocase activity; ATP-dependent chromatin remodeler activity; ATP binding. NCBI's taxonomy places the organism in Eukaryota, Metazoa, Chordata, Aves, Psittaciformes, Psittaculidae. The transcript has 18 exons. Gene Ontology annotation, cellular component: nucleus. Gene Ontology annotation, biological process: double-strand break repair via synthesis-dependent strand annealing; reciprocal meiotic recombination. The record is from RefSeq and is a predicted model, not a curated record. Bases 59 to 2287 code for a protein of 742 amino acids.